AUCGCGUUGAUGCAAAGACCGCGUGCCUUCUUCGUUUCCGUUUCUUCACCUUCCUUUGGGUGCUUUCUCAAUCCUUCAAAAACCCUAAUUACACAAAACAUAUUUGCUUUCCUCUAAUCCCUCUCCGGCCCAAAAUCGCCUCACGGUGAGCGCCACGAACCUCGAAUCGAAGAGUUCCCUUCAGGUGCAAAGAUGAACACUAAUGAGUGGAGAUCAACUCGAGGGAUCAGACGGAGGAAAGCUGUGUUUGAUCUUAAUGUGGCACUCACUGAUCUUGAAGGGACCUCCGCUUCCGUAAGAGUAUCUCCCAUUGUGCCUAGCUGUGAUCUUCAAAGGGAGUCUGAGCCUUCUCACCCUCCUCCGGCCAUGAUUGAUGUGGAUGCUAUUGAAGAUGAUGUUGUUGAAUCAUCCGCAAGUGCUUUUGCUGAGGCUAGAAGUAAAUCAACAGGUGCACGUCGGAGACGGUUAAUGGUUGAUGUUGAGUCAGGUGGUACGACUAGAUUGUCUCCCAACAAACGGAGAAGGGUUCCUCCUAAUCAACCUGUCAUCGACUGUGAGCAUGUCCCUGAUGACACCUCGUCGAGUGUGUGUAGCUCAAAGGCUGCACCUCCUCCUCCACCAGAGGAGCCGAAAUUCUCUUGUCCAAUUUGUAUGUGCCCGUUUACGGAGGAGAUGUCAACGAAAUGCGGUCACAUCUUCUGCAAGGGAUGUAUAAAGAUGGCAAUAUCUCGCCAAAACAAGUGCCCUACUUGUAGGAAAAAGGUGACUGCAAAAGAGCUGAUUCGAGUGUUCCUUCCAACCACCAGAUGAACAUUACCAGCCACCUUGUCUAAUGGUUUACCUGACUCAAAUUCGUCAUUAUUCGUGUUGGAACGUUGAAGGGACUUCGAGGAACUGGCGUUUUAGUUUGAAUGUUUCACUUUGUUGGAAGAAAAAAACUUCAUUGUUCAAGAAGGCCCUCUCAUUGGUAAUGUCAAGUUACUAGUUGUUGUCUUGUGUAAUUUAGAUCUUUGCAAACCUCAGUCGAUGCCUCUCUCUGUUACUGAUGAAAAAAUAUAUAUGGAAACAAUUUUUGUAUGCUGAAUCUCAUCUAAAAUGGUGCAUCCUGAUCUUAUUGUGUAUGCCAA
This is a messenger RNA of Brassica rapa (field mustard), 1127 nucleotides long. Its product is annotated as E3 ubiquitin-protein ligase RNF4. Gene Ontology annotation, biological process: ubiquitin-dependent protein catabolic process. The record is from RefSeq and is a predicted model, not a curated record. Gene Ontology annotation, molecular function: SUMO binding; SUMO-ubiquitin ligase activity; ubiquitin protein ligase activity. Lineage: Eukaryota; Viridiplantae; Streptophyta; Magnoliopsida; Brassicales; Brassicaceae. Gene Ontology annotation, cellular component: SUMO-targeted ubiquitin ligase complex.